UUUUCUAUAAAUCGAUUUUACCAACGCUUACAUUUCAAAAGUAAAGUUUUCAUUUUUGAACUCGGUAAUCGUCGGAAAUAGCCGUACCUAGCCGUAAACUAAUUAUAUUCUAUGGUAAUUAUAAAACAAGCGAAAGCCAAGUACACUGUUUUUAAAUCUUGUGAGAUAAAAUUUCUUUAUGAACUGGAAAUGUGCUCAUACUGGAUUGGUUUUAUUGUUUUUUUUGUAAAAAAGUAUGGUCUGAAAUGUCAUACCUAAAAUGGCGAAGAAAAAAUGUCCUAAAUGUGAACAGACCCUUCCAGUAGCUUGCAAAUCAUGUCCGUGUGGUCAUAUUUUUAUGGCAAAGAAAAACUCAACAGCCAAAGAUUCAGAAGGCAAAAAAAGAAAAAUACAAUCAAAUAGAGUAAGAUUACGGCCAGAAAGAACAAAACGAGAAAUACCUGACUAUGAGUAUGAUGAUGACAUUGCUUGUGCUAUGGAUGUUAACUUAUUCCCGAAGAAGAUUAAAAUGAUAGAUGAAAAUGGUUAUGGUGAUUAUAAUGAUGUUUUCAUUCAAGAGAAAGCUGAAAUGGAACAAUUACAUAACAUGGAUUUGCAAAGAUCACAAGUCAAACGGAGGAGAGGUCGACCUAAAGGCUCAAAAAAUAAGCCCAAAGAUGACAAUGCUGUUGAAUUAUGGGAAGAGAAUGAAGAUUGCAAGGAAUUGAAAUUAGAAAAAAGCAAUUCAAGAAAGAAAGACUUGAAUGAAUUGCCACCAAUACCUGAAGAGAAAAUAAUUGCUUUCAACCUUAUCCUUGAAGACAUAAAUGAAAGGCUUAUUUCACAGAAUAAAAUAAAGUGUGUGUCAGGGUUAUGACAAUGACAAUGGUUUUCAAGACAAUCUACAAUUGUUGUAUAGUUUGCUCAAUUAAUGAGCUGGUUUGGAUAUCAGCUGGUUAAAUGAAGUGUGCUCAUCUGCAGUCUUAUGAUUGUAAAAAGAUAAACGCAAGACCUUCGGCUUUGAUUAGUUAAAUGUAUUGGUCAGGCAAGUUGAAAUUUUAUUAGUUACCAUUUGAUGUGAUAAACGUUUUGUCAAACAAUAUAUACUAGUCUGGAGAGAGUUUACAAUGAAAUAUUUAUUUUCUUACCCAGA
Xenia sp. Carnegie-2017 is the source of this 1132-nucleotide messenger RNA. RefSeq names its product UPF0547 protein C16orf87 homolog. Lineage: Eukaryota; Metazoa; Cnidaria; Anthozoa; Malacalcyonacea; Xeniidae. The record is from RefSeq and is a predicted model, not a curated record. The transcript has 5 exons. Bases 260 to 856 code for a protein of 198 amino acids.